AUUCUCUACUUCACUCAGCUUCUUCACAUCACUCCAUCAUCACUUCCCCACAAUGCAAACUCUCCUCCUGCCGGGCGUUCACUCCUCGGCGGCAACAACAACAACCGCAGCAUUUAUUUCUCCGGCGCCACCUCUCCACCGCCACCGCUCAACACAUCAAACCCCAAUUUUCAGUACUCCAAAUUAUUCAUUAAAACUAACACAAUCACUCUCAUUACCAUCAUUAGGUCACAAUUAUGACCCGCUUAAAGCUCCAAGCUUCAAACUUAACUCACCCACUAAAACAAACGCUUAUUCAGCUCCGAUUUCAGCAUCAAACGACGACGUAGAGAAAGCAAAGCUAGCCCAGGUAGCGAAGAGAUUGGGAAGUACAGCGAGGUACUUUAAGAGAUUAGGGAAUUUAGGGUUUUGGGGGCAGUUAAUUUGCACUGUUGUGGCUGCUGUGAUAUUGUCGUUUUCGAUUGUGGUUACCGGAAAGAUCACGUCUCCUGCCACUUUUUAUUCAACUUCUGCUGGCAUUGCUGCUGCUUUCAUUUCGGUUUUUUGGUCUUUUGGGUAUAUUCGGCUUUCUGAUAAACUCAAGAAAACUGCAAAUGACCCUUCUAAGGCACCGCCACGUGCUGAUGUUGUGAAAGGCUUAAAAAAUGGCAUAGUACUGAAUCUAUUGGGUAUGGGCGCUGCUAUUCUUGGCAUGCAAGCGACAGUGGGACUGUUGGUUGCAAAGGCUCUAACUUCCUCUGCAAAUCCUUUUUACCAGGGCGUUUCUCCCGGUUACAGUCCAGUUCUUGCUUUGGAUGUUUUCUUGGUUCAGGCAUCUGCAAACACCAUCCUUUCACAUUUCAUCGGGCUUGUUUCCUCCUUGGAGCUGUUGCGCUCAGUGACAUUACCCGCUACUGAAAGUAUUCCAGUCCCCAGAGUUGCAUAGAAUCUCUCCAUCCUUUGUAUCAGGUGAAAAUAUGACUUUGUAGCCAAAAUUUUAAACCAUUUGAUGCUCGUUUCUAGUUUAGUUAUCUUGUAAAGCAUCAUCCCCGGUGAAAUAUGAUUGAUUUCAAAUGCUCGCGUCAAUCUCCAGCUGGAGUAAUUAGGGCUCUCCAAGCAUUUUCUAUGGUAGGCUACUAUGUUCCAUAUUUUUGUCAAUAAUGAGAAGUUUGUGCAACUAUGUUGAUGCUUUUCCAUUUGAAUGUUGUAGUUGACUUGUCCAGAAGUUUAUGCAGGCCAAACUUAUUUCGAUUUUA
Messenger RNA from Mercurialis annua (annual mercury), 1235 nucleotides. RefSeq names its product protein TIC 21, chloroplastic. The coding region runs from base 53 to 925 and encodes 290 amino acids. The record is from RefSeq and is a predicted model, not a curated record. NCBI's taxonomy places the organism in Eukaryota, Viridiplantae, Streptophyta, Magnoliopsida, Malpighiales, Euphorbiaceae. The transcript is spliced from 4 exons.